AUGCGUACUUUUCUCAGUCUGGCUAUGGCCUCCGUGGCCACUGCCCACUUCACGCUCGACUGGCCUGUAAACCGCGGCUUCAAUGAAGACACCAUGCCCACCUUCCCCUGCGGCGGCUUCGACACUCCCUCGUCCAACCGCACCGUCAUCUCCCUAGACGCCGACACGCUCCCUGUUGACAUUACCUUCCACCACUCCCAGACCGCCGUCUCAUACCUUCUCGCUCUCGGAACCGACCCGGGUUCCAACUUCAACAUUACCCUCAGCCCAACCCUUGCUGCGCAGGGACUCGGCGAAUUCUGCUUGCCCAAUAUUAAAUUGUCGUCCCUCAACCUCACCGAUGGUCAGAACGCUACUUUGCAAGUGGUGACUGACGGAGAUACCGGUGGUGGUCUGUUCGCUUGCGCCGACAUCACUUUCUCGUCUUCCCUCACCAAGAACAGCCCUACGUCAUGCACCAACGGCAGCUCUGUCUCCGCAAGUGCUCUCUCCGGUGCUGAUGGUGCCCGAAUUGCCAACCUCUCCAAUUCCGACGGAAGCGCACAGAGCGCCACCACAAGUUCCUCCUCGACUUCUGGCUCGACAAGCGCUACAGCCAGCGCGUCAUCGAGCACUCACACCGGCGCUGCCAUGACUCUGCAGACUGCCAGCUGGGGUGUUUUGGGAUCUGCCUUUGUCGCCUGUCUUGCGCUUCUCUAG
Talaromyces amestolkiae is the source of this 699-nucleotide messenger RNA. RefSeq lists its product as uncharacterized. Bases 1 to 699 code for a protein of 232 amino acids. The transcript is spliced from 2 exons. Lineage: Eukaryota; Fungi; Ascomycota; Eurotiomycetes; Eurotiales; Trichocomaceae. The record is from RefSeq and is a predicted model, not a curated record.